GAACACAGUGGAAUACUUCCUACAGAAUUAUAUAAGUGGUUGCCAGCUAACUUUAGCAUUAACACAGAAAUUGAAAGCGAAGAGGUUUGGGGAUCGGUGCAUGAAGUUUUUCACGACACCACCGACAUCAAAGCCAAAACUGCGAUUUGUGGAGAAAUUUAUAGAAAUUAUCUGCAGGUACAAUGUAAACCCUCGCCAGAUGCUUUUAAUCCAUGUGAAGAUCUUAUGGGCAAUUGGGCUUUACGAGUUCCCGUAUGGUUCAUUUCACUUUCAGCUGUAAUUGGUAAUGGCUGCAAAGUCGCUGGAUUUCUAACUGUUUUUGGAAAUAUUCUUUCGGUCUACACCCUUACAGUCAUAACCACUGAACGAUGGUAUACCAUAACUUGGGCAAUUCACUUAAACAAACGGCUUAAGUUAAGAAAUGCGGUCAAAGUUAUGUUAGCUGGCUGGAUAUGUGCGAUAUUUAUGGCCACUUUGCCACUGAUUGGCAUUAGCAGUUACUCCAAGACAAGUAUAUGUUUACCAUUAGAAUCUAAGGGAAAAGCUGAUACCAUUUACUUGUCGACAUUACUAGCCUUUAAUGCGUUGGCAUUUGGAUUAAUUUGUGUCUGCUAUGGAAGCAUGUAUAAAUCUAUAAGAGAAGGUGGACGCACUGGAUCUUCAACAUCAGUUAGAAAUGAUCUCACAGUAGCUAAACGCAUGGCACUUCUCGUUUUUACAGAUUUCGCUUGCUGGGCUCCAAUAGCAUUUUUUGGAAUUACUGCUCUAUUGGGAUUUCCUUUAAUCACCGUUACUAAUACAAAAAUAUUACUGGUAUUCUUCUAUCCCCUCAAUUCGUGCGCCAACCCAAUUCUCUACGCAUUGUUGACACAACAAUAUCGAAGAGACUUUUUUAUUUUAAUGGGUCGGUAUGGUAUUUGUAAAGAAAAAGCAGAAAAACAUAGAGGAGCGAUCGGUGGAAAGCCUCUUCCAUAUGGAGCAGGAGUGCAAUAUAAAAAGACUUGCAUGGACAGCAGCCUAAAAGCUGGUGGAGCAAAUAACAGAUGUUCUACAAUGACAAGUAUGACAACAGUUGUGUCAGUGGAAUGUCCCAUGUUAAGGACUUGUUCGAGAAAUAGUUCGUCAAAUUACAGACCUGAGUCUGUAAUGGCGUUAUCAGAUUUUAAUGUUAAAAAUAUGAACAAUUUUCAUGAAUGCAAUAAAUAUAUCGCCAGUGAAAAUCUGUAA
This is a messenger RNA of Diabrotica balteata, 1227 nucleotides long. NCBI's taxonomy places the organism in Eukaryota, Metazoa, Arthropoda, Insecta, Coleoptera, Chrysomelidae. The record is from the annotation of a GenBank genome assembly.